This is a messenger RNA of Paraphaeosphaeria sporulosa, 1356 nucleotides long. RefSeq lists its product as uncharacterized. The transcript has 3 exons. Bases 22 to 1332 code for a protein of 436 amino acids. Lineage: Eukaryota; Fungi; Ascomycota; Dothideomycetes; Pleosporales; Didymosphaeriaceae. The record is from RefSeq and is a predicted model, not a curated record.
CUUUGUGCACCGCAGCUCACCAUGUCGUCUGUAGAGGCCUCAAGGGCGCAUCUAAAUACGCUUUAUAAGAAGGUAUGCCAAGCGGAGGGGGCUGUGAAAAAGGCGGGGGAAGAAGAGUAUGGAGUACGAGAGAGAGAAGAAGAAAGACGUAGACGUCUGUGGGACGAUAGCGAUGACGAGGAUGACGAAUGGGCGAUUGCACAGGUCGCAAGGGAUCGUGAGCAGUAUCCAGAUGAGCAGGAAGAUGGGUUCGACUUUGAGGCUAAACAGAAGCGUUUGGAGGACGAGCUCCAGAAGGCUAUAUGGGAAGCAACGGAGGCUUAUAGAGCUUUUGUCGCCAAAUUUGAGGCUUGCGUAAAAGAAGACAGCCUAGGAUCACUCGCAGAGUUGCACGACAUGAUGCACUCAAAGUUACCCGUUGAGCUACGAGACAUGAUUUACUGGCACCUCACUGUUCGAGUGAGACAACGCGCCUGCUAUCCGACCAGGCCUGGCCCUAUCUAUGUUCAUCAAGAGACAUACGACCCGAAUUUUCACAGCUACAGAGGUGCCGCAACCGAUAGCGAAUAUAAAACUGCCCUCAUGAUUUUUGAGGAUGGGAACACGGACAGUUUGAAACCUGGUGGCUGGUUGCUGAACCCAGAGUUUGUGGGCCGAGGCAUGGCUCGGGAAAUCGCAGAGAGAUUUUACGCUGUGAAGGACUUUAGCGUUCACGUGUAUCAACUCGAAGAGUUUCUGUUCUCAGACCGUACGGGAACUGGUUUCAAGCCAUGUGAUUACAUUCGAGGACAUAUUAGCGUCUAUGUACCUACGACAUUCUGUAACGGCAAGACCGAGAGGGCGUGGCAAAAUACUGAGAACGAAGUUGCCUUUCUCAAUGGGCUGUAUACGCAGUUGUCUCAUUUGAUGCGUCUCGCCCACAAAUCCCGGCUCACCAUCGAGAUCCAAGUCACUACGUCGGCACCGCUGCGCAUAAAGUAUGAGCAAGGGGAACGGCGUUUCUACAACAUCAUGGAGUCCGUCCGAGCGCCCAUCUACGAUCUUAUCCACGCUGGCGCGAAUGUUAUCGUCAAACACACGAAGGUGUCGAGCAGCACAACGCGCAAUAUAUCCGAAGAGCCUAUGAACUAUUUCCGCAUGAACAAGGAAGCAUGGGAAGCUGAGAGAAAAACUCAUGGCCCAGACUGGAUGCCGUCAAUAAGCUUUAUUGCGAGAGAAGAGCUCGAGGAUGAGGAUGAGGGACGUCGCAGUAUCGCGGAACGUCGGCUUCGAGAGGCUCUGGAGCAGCGAUGGGGGCAUUUACAUUCGAUAGACGCAUACGGCUCCAGAUAGAAGUCUGAGAACAGUGAGUUACCC